AUGGCGGGGAAGCCGCUCCUCUUCCCCUCCAUCUUUGAGUCUCAAUACCCCUUGGCGAUGGCGGGAUCAAACCCUUUUCGCAGAAAUCUGGGAUCCCCCGAAUCCGUCUUGCCCUCACCCUCAAAUGUUGCCCCUGAUAUAUUCAAGUCGCAAUUUACCCCACCGACCGUCUCCGACGGUGACGGGAAGUCGUCAAUCCCCCUCGAGCUCGAGGUAAACGACUCGAGCUCGAGCUCCGAUGACGACAACCCAUUCAACCCAGACCUGUCGGCCAGCGAAAGCGAUGAGCACAAUCGACAGACCCGUUGGUCAGCUCCCGAUGAUCGUCCACCAUCCUUUGGGUCCGCUCCACACCAAGCUCCAUCGCCAGAUGGAUCCUCCACAUCGUCCAGUUCACCCGACCGCAACAUGCGCUCGGUAGGGGGCACAGCCCCUGACACACAUCCGUCUCCGGACUCCUCCCAUCACGCAAUACACGUACGUCAGCCAGUACAGCCAGGCUCCAGGCUGGAAGCAAGUACCAGCCCGCCCAGCCGCAGAGACAAGAAGCCACCCCCUCCGCCGAAAAGCCAUCAUGGACGGAGGAUCAGCUCUACGACUGCUGAACCCCCAGAAACCGGACGGUCUCAAUCGACAAACCGUCUGUCCAUUCAUGGCUCCCCUCACAGUUUGAUGCCCGGGGGCUUACACCCUAGCACGGUGUCUUUGCCAUCAACCGCGGACUACUCGGGUUCAGUGGACAACCACCGAGCGACGGAACCCACGGGUUCGCUCACACGCAGUCAUUCCCAGAACAAACGCCCGCCGACACCGCCGCUCAGUCGACGGCAGAGUCAAAUGCGGAGAUCCAAGUCUACACAGUCGAAACAUCAUCGAUUAACCAUGUCUUCAUACGAGCGCGACUCAGGGAGUAAUGAUGGCUCUCGUCCUCCCAGUCCGGGUCUGUCGACUCCAUCUACUCGGUCUCUUGCACGCAACAGGCUCAGUAUGCCCCCGCCAUCUUUGGGAGAUUUCCAACCGAUCACUCCCCUGGCGGAUGUUCCCUCCAACCUCUCCCCUCCUCCCACCUCUAGACCGUCUUCACUGAAAGCCGGACGGCGUGCCUCCUCUUACGGUACUCCGGGAACUGCCGCGGGCUCUACAGGACCCCCUCCGCCUCCCUCCGCCGCGGCGCACGCGAGACUCUAUGAUCCGUAG
This is a messenger RNA of Penicillium brevicompactum, 1197 nucleotides long. RefSeq lists its product as uncharacterized. NCBI's taxonomy places the organism in Eukaryota, Fungi, Ascomycota, Eurotiomycetes, Eurotiales, Aspergillaceae. Bases 1 to 1197 code for a protein of 398 amino acids. The transcript is spliced from 2 exons. The record is from RefSeq and is a predicted model, not a curated record.